ACCUCAGGCAUCCAUAACAAUUUUCCCUUUCUCAAUUUCUUCCCAAAACAGCCGAGAUCUCAUCCUCAGCCGAGACCUCAUCUAACCCAAUCCGACCCAUUCAUUCCUUCACCAUCUUAAUCAUUUUUAAUAUCACAAAUGCACUCAUUAUUACCACUAUCUUUAUUCACUCUUUUCUCUUCCGCGCACGCAGCAUACGUUCAGUUCAAGGACUGCAGUGUCCCAUCCUCAUCGGCAUAUACUUACGAUCCAAACAGCCUCAACGUAUUUUUAGAUAAGCAAGACAAUGGAACGACGCUUAGUCUUGGAAUAUUCGGGAACUAUCCCACGAUAGCAUCGUGUCGGAGAUCACUGCUCGACAACGCCUCUGUCGAAUUGAGCUUGGAGGCGCUGGGCGGAACGACUCGCUACAAUGGCGAGAUUCAGAAUGCGACGUGUCGAACUAGGGAGUUUAAGCAGAUCAACACGGUUUUCUACAUGCAGUAUCUCGAGGUUCUUUUCAAGAUCAACGAUCCGAAACCGCUGGCGGCGUAUGAGUUUGAGAUCAACAUUGAUGCUCCGGAUCAUUUCUCAGUGGCGUGUCUCAACGGGUUUCUAACGCCGGAUAUUGGAUACACGGUCCAGGAGAUUUCAUUCUGGAUACCGGCACUUACGUUUAUUCUGGUCGUUUUGGCAGCUGUGUGGAGAGAAUGGUAUAAUCUCGUGCAUCCGCUACGAGAUGAUGAUGAAUCCGGGCAGGAAAGAAGUUCAAGCCGAUCUCAUCUGACGCGCAUCGCCGAUUGUCUCGCAUAUAUCCAAUUCAUCUUCUUUUCCAGCGCGCUCAGCCUUCGACAACCUGGAUUUCUUCAACCAGUGGCCAGUUCGACGAGCUGGUCUACGCUCAUGACUCGACGGGGUAUAGUUUGGCGACAUUCGCUGUAUUAUGGUAUUCAUGAUGGAAUCCACGAGAUCAACGGCACGUUUGGCGGGACUUCGGGGCUGGAGCAUAUGACGCAGGUGAUGGGGGCUCCAGUAACAGUGGAAACCUGGACAAACAUUGCGACGCUGGCGGUUGUCAUUCUCGUGCUUUUGUACGCGGUCAUCCAGGCUGGGCUUCGUUUGAGAUGGACUCGCGAUUGGUUUCAGCAAUCGGGCAGAUGGAUGAUUGACAGGUCAUCGAAGCCGCACAAGGCUACGAUUUGGGUCGCUUUACGAGCCUACCUGAGUUAUCUACUUCUCCCGCUUACGGCAUGGACGACGUAUCAACUAGACAGCGCCAGCUUACGCCCGGUUUACUAUACACUGCUCGUCAUCGUGGUAGUUGUUCUGUUGGUUAUUGGGUGCUGGUGGGGAAUGUCGCGGAGUCCUCAAGACAUGGGUUAUUUACUGGUUGACAAUCUUCACAAGCAGACACCGGAGGAACCCUCACGAACGCAGGACUAUUACAGCUAUGUUACAUUCAUUCUUCUUUUCGCUCGGGGCGUCAUCAUCGGUGGAUUACAGCGUUUCGGGACCGUGCAGUUGCUUUCGCUCAUGGCUUGUGAAGUCAUUCAGUUGGGCUUUCUCGCUUGGGUCAGCGCGACAUCUGGGAUACUGUCAAAGCCGGUCUUGAUCGCCGGUGCACGACUUUCAGCGCUUCUUCUCUGUUUAGGAAUGAUUCCUGAUUUGUGGAGCCAUACUGCCGCGAGUGCGCUUGGCUAUGUUUUGCUAGCUUUCCAUGCUCUGUUCUUACUUGGGAUGUUUCUUUUUCCCUCAGCUUACGACUCUGCCCGUCUUGGCGUCACUUGUUACAGUGAAUGGCAGACUCCCCAACAACCUGCUCGCGACUCUUCACUCGAGCGACCCCAGGUUUACGGCCUUCGUCAACUCUCAAGACGUCCAACGACAAGAACAGACCUAACAAACCAAAGCAUCAUGGACCACGAAAGAAGCAGCAGUCUAUCAAGCUCAGCCAACUCAUCCUCCGACUCCGCCAACAGAUCCUCCCGCGGUUCAGAGCCCGUAUCCCCCGAACUCCUCCGGACAUACUUCCGCUCCCCCCGGCCCGAAAGAUCUGUCUCAAGUCUUUCCGACAGACGUCAAUUCUCAUCAUUCGAAUCACCACGACCCGAGCGCUGUGCAUCACGCUCUUCACCACGCCAUCAGCAAUUUCCAUCCUUUGAUACCGCACGCCCACCAACCGUUUACGAGAAUCCUGCGGAGAGGAAUUCCGUUGGUUCGAGUUUGAGUACGGAUAGUGGAGAUUUGGGAGAGCAGCCUUCUGCGUGGUCGGCGAUAUUGCCGUCGAAUACGAAUGUGGAUUAUUCGUUUAGGGAAACGGAUUUGUAUUAUGUAAAGCCAAGGGAGGUGUCGUUUGGCAAUGCUGAUAGGGUUGAUGAUGGCGAGGGACAGGCUUCGGGAUGGGCUGGGAAGCUCAAGUUUUGGUCAUGAUAAUUUAUGUAAUCAGUUUUCUUUGUCUCGGCUGGGGAAAAAAAAGGUAAUGGGAGCGACUGUGAUUCAGGAAUAAUAAGUUUAAUGAACACUGAUUCAUACAUUUGAACUCGUCACCGUGAA
Messenger RNA from Fusarium odoratissimum NRRL 54006, 2532 nucleotides. RefSeq lists its product as uncharacterized. NCBI's taxonomy places the organism in Eukaryota, Fungi, Ascomycota, Sordariomycetes, Hypocreales, Nectriaceae. The record is from RefSeq and is a predicted model, not a curated record. Gene Ontology annotation, biological process: transmembrane transport. Bases 139 to 2409 code for a protein of 756 amino acids. The transcript is spliced from 2 exons.